Messenger RNA from Schizosaccharomyces cryophilus OY26, 1316 nucleotides. Its product is annotated as RNA export factor Rsm1. The record is from RefSeq and is a predicted model, not a curated record. Gene Ontology annotation, cellular component: nucleus. Lineage: Eukaryota; Fungi; Ascomycota; Schizosaccharomycetes; Schizosaccharomycetales; Schizosaccharomycetaceae. Bases 232 to 1122 code for a protein of 296 amino acids. The transcript has a single exon. Gene Ontology annotation, molecular function: zinc ion binding.
CUGGCAGAGAGAUCUCACAUAAUAAACAUUGAAUACAGAACGACAUUUAAUAAAGAAAAUUUUUGGUAAAACUCGUUGUUUUUCGUGUGAAUUAUACUAUCUCUGAUUGGAAAAGUUGCAACUUUAAACUUGCUUUUGUUCGUUUGACAACCGUUUUCAUUUUUCUUUUGUUGGGAUGUGUCCCUUAAACCCAUCUGUAUAUAAACACUAAUAUUUGCUUUACUUUAGAAAAUGGCAAUUCCGUCGGAUUGGGAAUUAAAUGAAGUCUUGGUUCAACUAGAUAAAGUUGAUGAGCAAACUGAACAUGUUUUAGUCAAUACAGUACAAAAGUCUUCUUCCAAAUACAAACCAUGGAGUCUAAAAAACUUUUUGGUUCGUUUAAAAACUUACCGAAAUCGGUGGUCUUUGACUUAUGAUCCUCAGCUAGGUGAAGUCAAUUGCUGUAAACAUGGAUGGCUUUGUGACUCCUAUGAUAAGUUAGCAUGCGAUCUAUGCAAUAAACAAAUUGAUUUAAGCUUUCUACAGAAUAUAAUUGAGUCAAACGAGCUUUCUUGGGAGUUACCUCAAAACAUCAGAGAUCGUAUUGAGAAGUCUCUGCUUGAUGAACAUCAGGACGGUUGUCUGUGGAAGCACAUGAUUUUCCCAGAAAACAUAUACGAGCUUGAAAUUGCUACUGAGCUUCUGAAUACCAAAAGAAGGAUAAAAAGUACAUCACCUUGCUCAGUUCAAGUAAGUCUUCCGGAAGAAAUGACCCAAGAACGAUUGAUGAAAGUUGCUGAAAGAUUAAAUUAUGAUACAAGUAAUGAUCAUGGUUUCUCGUUAAUUGGGAUCGCACUGACUGGUUGGACGGAGCAAUUGUCAGGUCAAUUGUAUGAGUGCGAGUAUUGUCAUCGGAGAGUUGGUGUUUGGAAUUUAAGUCAAGAGAAUCAAUUAUUUGAUAUUAUUGACCAACAUAAGGUGAACUGCCCUUGGAGAACGCCCGUUAUGAAUAGCCAAUUACAUGGGUGGCAGAUCAUCUUGCAACUGUUCACGGGAGAAAUAAUAUUCCAGGAAGUGGAUAAAAUCACAGAAUAUUCUCAUUGGAAUGAUUUAACUUUGAAUCUUCUUCAAGAACUUCGGUAAAGCAUGAAGACUGUAAUAAUGGAGCAAGAAAUGAAUUUACCUCUUGAUAUUCAGCAAAUAGGAUAGGUAAAGAAAAGAAAAGAAAAGAAAAGAUAAGUUAUUAUUAAAUUAUUAAAUAAUUUUUAACUAAAUUAAAAAUAAAUAAGUACACACAAGAUACUUUUAGCCAAAAUUUUUCAGUAUGAGAGAAAUAG